Molecule: messenger RNA, 2050 nt
Organism: Phanerochaete carnosa HHB-10118-sp
Lineage: Eukaryota; Fungi; Basidiomycota; Agaricomycetes; Polyporales; Phanerochaetaceae
Exons: 14
Coding region: 110-1966 (618 amino acids)
Biological process (GO): proteolysis; apoptotic process
Cellular component (GO): trans-Golgi network
Molecular function (GO): serine-type carboxypeptidase activity
Source: RefSeq, a predicted model, not a curated record
CAGCGUUCACCGCCGUUCAGAGUGUUCGAGGACUGCUGGCAGGUCGAAACAAGAAGCAGCCGUCUACGGCAAGUAACUUACGACCGAUCGCGACCAAACAUAUUCUACGAUGCGUGCGGCUGUUUAUUCAAGUUUCAUCUGGUCGCUGUUGCCCCCGCUGUGGUAUACCCUUUGUGCGACCGCUGCCCCAACCGACUUACCCUCCGCCGCAUCUCUGUAUGUCCCGCACAUACCGGACUUACACCAGGACGAAGAGCAUCCGUUGCACAUAUAUGCUGGGUACCUCCCCUCGGAUCCAGAUGCACGCUCGGCGCCGUCGACUGAGAUCACGGCGCACUUAUAUUUCGUGCUCGUGAAGGCGCGGCGGACGGCGGACAAGGAGCGUAUACUGUUCUGGUUCAACGGGGGACCCGGUUGCUCAUCAUUCGACGGUCUGAUGAUGGAGGUGGGACCGUGGCGGCUGGACGGCAAGGGUGGACUGGACAGAACAGAAGGCGGCUGGGAAGAGUACACGACUAUGGUCUACAUUGACCAGCCUGUAGGGACUGGGUUCUCGUAUACAUCCUCGAACAAAUAUCUGCACGAACUCCCUGAAGCUUCUCACCACAUUCUAGAAUUCUUGAGGAAUUUCUACCUGGUCUUUCCCGAAUAUCAACAGAUGGAUACAUUCUUAGGUGGCGAAAGCUUCGCUGGCCAAUACAUCCCAUACUUCGCGGAUGCCAUCCUCAGCUCGGACUUGAAUAUACCAUUACGAGGAGCGGCUAUAGGCAAUGGUUGGAUAGAUGCGCGCACUCAGUACCCUGCAUACCUCGAUUAUGCUGUUAAGCACAAUCUCAUUGAGGAGAAUUCAGAAGGAUACAAGCGGACAAAGGAUAUCACCGACAGAUGUAUGAACAAUCUUGCACAGUACACAACUAUCUAUCCUGUGCAUGACGACUUAUGCGAGUCUGUCAUGAACACCAUUAUCGAUGCCAGAACCAAAACGACGGAUAACAAGCUGCAAUGUCUGAACAUGUACGACGUCCGGCUCUAUGACGAUUACCCGGCCUGUGGCACGAACUGGCCGCCGGACCUCACUCCCAUGUACACGUACCUACGUCGCCCAGACGUCGUCCGCGCGCUUCACGCCACGGACGCCGUCUCGCAGUGGGAAGAAUGUCGUGGCAAGAUCCACCGCAACUUCGCCACGAAGCAUUCGAAUGCGUCUGUCACGCUUCUCCCGCGCGUUCUCGAGAAGAUUCCUGUGAUGCUCUUCGCUGGCGACCAGGACCUGAUAUGCAACUACGUCGGCCUCGAGAGCAUGAUGCAGAGUAUGACAUGGAAUGGGGAGAAGGGUCUAGGAACAGUGCAGACACAGUCAUGGUCGGUCGAUGGCACGCCUGCGGGGACGUGGGUCACGACUAGGAACCUCACCUAUGUCAAAAUUUUCAACGCCUCGCACAUGGCUGGCUAUGAUGUCCCACACGUGACCCACGACAUGAUUCUGCGCUUUAUGGGUGUCAACUUCUCUGCCCUCACGGACGGCUCGGUGCGGAUACCGAGUGCCGUUGGCUCAGAUAGUAAACCUGUUCCUGCACUACUGGAUGAAACACCGACGACGACGCCCGUGAGCGGGAAGACGCCAGAGCAAGACAAAGCGAUGUGGGAAGCGUACUACAACGCUGGCUCCGCUGCCCUCGUGCUCUUACUCAUUGCGCUUGUCAUCGGCGGCUUCCUUUGGUGGCGCUUCCGGCGCAACCGCUCGCGCCGCCUGCCAGGCACCCUAUCGUCUCAGGCCGCAUACGAGGAGCACAUCCCGCUCACGGAGAGCAGCGAGUUCGAGGAGCAGAACGCGUACCGCCCCGGUGACGGAAGCGGCAACGGGAAGGGCAAGGAACGCGCGUCGGAGUACACGCCCAAGGAAGAGAUUUUCCGUGUCGACGACAGCGACGACGAGGACACGAAAACGCCGACAGGAACGCGCUAGCAUCAUAGUUUUGCGAGACCUAAUAAGGCGAUAUGGGGUUUUUUUGUAUGUGUGACUUAUGCGCGGUAUCUAUAUGCAUUUAUU